Messenger RNA from Gasterosteus aculeatus aculeatus (three-spined stickleback), 5535 nucleotides. The record is from RefSeq and is a predicted model, not a curated record. NCBI's taxonomy places the organism in Eukaryota, Metazoa, Chordata, Actinopteri, Perciformes, Gasterosteidae.
AUGAAGCUGCUCCUGUUGCUGCUGCUGAUGGAGAGAGCUGUAUCACAGCAGAGAGGACUGUUCCCGGCCAUCUUGAACCUGGCCAGCAACGCAGUGAUCAGCAGCAACGCCACGUGUGGCGAUCCAGGACCGGAGGUCUACUGUAAACUUGUGGAACAUGUUCCAGGGCGACAGAUCAAGAACCCACACUGCCUGAGAUGUGAUGCCAACUCCGUUCUGUCCAAAGAACGUCAUCCGAUCACAAACGCCAUCGAUGGCACAAAUUACUGGUGGCAGAGUCCGAGUAUCAAGAACGGUCAUCAGUUUCACUGGGUCACGAUAACCCUGGACCUGAAACAGAUCUUUCAGGUCGCCUACAUCAUCAUCAAGGCAGCUAACUCUCCUCGACCAGGUGACUGGAUCCUGGAACGCUCCCUGGAUGGUGUGACAUUUGACCCCUGGCAGUUUUACGCCCUCAGUGACUCUGAGUGUUUGUCUCGCUACAACAUGACGCCCAGACUCGGCCCUCCGACCUACAAGAGUGACACAGAGGUCAUCUGCACGUCUUACUACUCCAGACUGAACCCGCUGGAACACGGAGAGAUUCACACCUCCCUGAUUAACAGCCGACCUGGAGCCGAUGACCUGACCUCUGUGCUGAACUUCACGUCAGCGUACCUCAGACUACGGCUUCAGCGAAUCAGAACGCACGCCGACCUGAUGAUGCUGAGCGCCCGUGACCCCCGAGAGAUCGACCCCAUCGUCACACGGAGGUACUACUACUCCAUCAAAGACAUCUCAGUGGGGGGGAUGUGCAUCUGUUACGGCCACGCCCAGAGCUGCCCGCUGGACCUCGUUACCAAGAAGUUAAAGUGUGUGUGUGAACACAACACCUGUGGAGAGAGCUGUGACCAAUGUUGCCCCGGUUACCACCAGCAGCCAUGGCAACCUGGGACCGUCUCCGAGGGAAACACCUGUGAGAAGUGUAACUGUCACAACAAAGCAGAGGACUGCUUCUACAAUCAGACCGUCUCACAACUCUCUUUGAGUACAAACACUCACGGCGUUCGUCAGGGAGGCGGAGUCUGUUUGGACUGUCAACAAAACACCGCCGGUAUCAACUGUGAGACCUGCGCUGCCGGGUUCUACAGACCUACUGAGGUUUCUCCAUAUUCAGACUCCCCUUGUGUCCCGUGUAACUGUGAUCUGAGGGGAUCAAAGUCUUCAGUCUGCAGCGGAGACGACACCCGGACAGGUGUGUCUGCGGGGCAGUGUGUGUGUCAGCAGGGCUUCACGGGUCGGCAGUGCGAUCGCUGUGCCUUUGGAUACAGAGACUUCCCUCGGUGUGCUCCAUGUGAGUGCAACCUGUCCGGCAGCGUCAACACAGACCCCUGCAGCAACUGUACCUGCAAGGUGAAUGUGAUGGGGGCUCACUGUGAUCUGUGUAAACCAGGUUUCUACAACCUGCAGGGGAGUCACGAGCUGGGCUGCACCGACUGUUUCUGCUUCGGUGUGUCUGACGUGUGUGAGAGCUCCACCUGGUCCAGAGCUCAGGUGUUUCAUACAAGCGCUUCGCUUCGCCCCUCUCAGUCCCUCCACACUCCCCCAGUCAUCUACACCAACGACCUCCCCAUCUCCAACAACGCUUCUGGCCACGCCCACCAACAGGUGCUGUCGUGGGCGGCGCCCGACCGUUUUCUCGGAAACAAGCUGGUUUCCUACAGAGGCUCCCUGAACUACUCGUUGGUCUAUGACGUCCCGUUGGACAACGAGGAUCAUCCUCUGCCUGUCCGCUCUGACAUCAUCAUCGAGGGAAACGGCCGAGCUCUUCGCCUCUCUCCUCCCGUUGUCCUCUUCUUCUCGGAUCUGGCUGAACGCUCUGUUGCCGUGACGAUGGCCGAGCAGAGGUUUGUGGACGUCCAGUCGGGCGCUCACGUCGCCCGCGACGAUCUGCUCUCCGUCAUGGCGCACGUGACAUCACUGACGGUCAGGGUUCACCUGAACGCCUCCACCGAAAGGCCUGUACGUCUCAGCUCAAUGUCCAUGGACUUUGCUGACUCUAGUGCAGUUUCUGGUCGUCAGGCGGUUGCCGUGGAGACGUGUGAAUGUCCGUAUGGUUACAGCGGUACUUCGUGUGAGUCGUGUCUCCCGGGGUUCUACAGAGUGGGCGGAGUCUUGUUCGGAGGGAACUGCAUGCAGUGCGAGUGUAACGACCACGCGUACGACUGUGACACCGACGGCGUUUGUUUGGGGUGCACCCACAACACCACGGGCCCCCAGUGUGACCGCUGCCUACCCGGUUUCUACGGCGACGCCACCGAGGGCACGCCGGGCGACUGUCGCCUGUGUCCGUGUCCUCUGACCGAGCUGUCCAACAGCUUCAGCCCCACGUGCGCACUGGACGCCUCCGGCCAGGUGUCCUGUGACCGCUGUCGGGACGGAUACGCCGGGCGCACCUGUGAGAGGUGUGCCAGCGGUUUUCACGGUAACCCGCAGGUGGUGGGCGGGGCCUGCGUCCGCUGCGAGUGCAAUGGCAACGUGGACCUCGGCAGGGCGGGGCACUGUGACACUGUCACCGGGGAGUGUCUGCGAUGUCUGGGCAACACCGGCGGGAGGCACUGCGAGGUCUGUCGGCCCGGUUACUAUGGAGACGCCGUGGGCGCAAAGGACUGUCGGGAGUGUGGCUGUGAUGUCAGCGGCGCCCUCUCCAGUGUGUGUGAUGCCACAACAGGACGUUGUUUCUGUAGAGAAAACGUGACGGGACUCGCGUGUGACCGCUGUCAGUCUGGGUUCUUCGGGCUGCAAAGUCCGGAGGGAUGUCGCGCCUGUGGCUGCAACCAAUUAGGAUCUCUCUCUGAGUCAUGUGAUGAGAAUGGGCGUUGCCAGUGCGUGGAGGGUGUGUCUGGAGAUACGUGUGACCGCUGUAGCCAUGGUUACUAUGGUUUCCAUGCCAACGGCUGCACAGCAUGCAACUGUGAUCACACUGGAGGGAACUGUGAUCCAGAGGACGGCGCGUGCAUCUGCCCGCCACACACAGAGGGAGACACUUGUGACAGGUGUGAGGCCGGUUACUGGGGUCAUGACCCCACCACAGGUUGCAAGCCGUGCGGCUGCACGGUGGCUGGAAGCUCCGCCCCUCAGUGUCAGCUGACCAAUGGGCAGUGUCCGUGCAAAGAGGGCUUCUCUGGCCGAUCAUGUGACCGCUGUGCCCUUGGUCACCACGGUUACCCAGCAUGCCCAGCAUGCGGCUGCGACCUGACAGGAUCCAACGAAGAGUUCUGCAACGCCACGCUGGGAGUGUGUGACUGUCAGCGCGCCGGAAAGUGUGUGUGCAAGGUGGGCGUGUCUGGGCGGCGCUGUGAGGAGUGCGUGUCCGGCUGGUUUGCUCUGUCGGCUCUGAGUCCUGACGGCUGCUCGCGGUGCUUCUGCUCGGGUGUCAGCUCCGACUGCGAGGAGCAGGGAGGCCUGCAGCGAGUACCGAUCACCGCGGGUCCCGCCCCCGCUGUCCUCUCGUUGGUCAGCCAGGCCAACCUGCAGGGUGUCGUGUCUGGAGUCCGCCAACAGGGCGGCGAGUCGCUGCUCGACACCCGUCACCUGGACAGCAGCCGGCCAAUCGGCCCGCUGUACUGGAGACUGCCCCCCCAGUACCAAGGCCAUCAGCUGCUGUCGUACGGCGGUCUGCUGUCUUACAUCGUCACCUUCUACGCCGAGGACGGCUCGGGGCUGUCCAAUCAGGAACCUCAGGUGCUAAUGAGGGGCGGGACCGUGAGGAAGCAUGUGAUAUAUGCUGACAUGGUCGCUCCUAGCAACGGCAUCAGGACACAGCACGACAUCCGGAUGACAGAGCACAAGUGGAAGUACUUUAACUCGGUGUCGGAGAAGCCGGUGAGUCGCGAUGACUUCAUGUCGGUCCUCGGCGACGUUGAGUACGUCAUCAUCAAAGCGUCAUACGGGACCCGACUGCAGCAGAGCAGGAUCUCUAACAUCACCAUGGAGACGGCGGUGGAGGCGGAGCUAGAUGAGGGAAACGUGGCCACGCUGAUCGAGUCCUGCAUUUGUCCACCUGGAUACGCCGGGCUGUCCUGUCAGGACUGUGCUUCCGGGUUUUUCCGUCAGCCUCUGUCUGAGCUACCGACUAAGAAGCAGAAGUCGCUGUUUGUUCGUCCGUGUGUUCGAUGCCGCUGCAACAACCACAGCGAGAGUUGUGACGCGGAGACCGGAGCCUGUCUGGACUGUCAGCAUCACACCAGUGGGCGCAGCUGCUCGCAGUGUGCCCCGGGGCAUUAUGGGAACAUCAGCGGCUCCAUCAGCGACUGCUCGCUGUGUGCCUGCCCCCUGGUGGACAACAGUUUCAGUCCCACCUGUGCGUCAGAGGGUGGAGGCGGUGAAUUCCGCUGCACCGCCUGUCAGAAGGGGUAUGAGGGGAGACACUGCGAGAGGUGUUCGGAGGGUUACUACGGUAACCCGGUGGUGGUGGGCGGGUCCUGUGCGCCCUGCGGCUGCAGUGGGUGGGGCUCGCUGCGCCCGCUGUGCGACCCACUGAGUGGACAGUGUGAGUGCAAGGCUGGGGUUAAAGGUCAGUCAUGUGACCGGUGCGAGGAAAGACACGCCCUGCAGGGAGGAGAAUGUGUGUCGUGCGACGAUGAGUGCGUCGGUGUUCUGUUGGACGACCUUGAAGAAACCCACUUCCUGUCCGUCAACAUGAGCGCCAUUGGCAUGGCGCCAUACCGCCGGCUGGUUCUGCUGGCAAACCGGACCAGAGCCGUCCAGGCGGCCCUCUCAGAAAACGCCUCCGUUGCUCUGCGGCUGUUCACAGUGGAAGACGAGCUCAAUCAUUUGACCUCCGACAUCAACGCGCUGCUGCAGCAGGUCCCGCGCCUGUCCAACAACCUGGAGAAAGUGGAUGUGUCUGUAAACAGCACCGUUUCCCAGGGUGCACUGCUGCUGGAUGACAUCAGCAGCCUUCAGCACCACAUCCAGGUGCUUCAGAGGAAGGCGGGGCUUUUGAACCAAACCGGUGCCAAGGAGCUUGAUUCGGCCAAUCAGAUGCAUCUGCUGGAGGAGGUGGAGUCCAUGAUGGAAAGCAUCCGCGCCAUCGACCUGAAGGGCACCAACGCCUCGGCCAAUCAGGAGCUCCGCCUCUCCGAGUCUCUCGUCCGAUCGCUGCAGGACGACUUCCUGUCCGGCAGGGCGGCAGUAGACGCCAGACUCCGCCUCCUCUCCGUGCCCCUCAAUGUUGCUAUGGAAACACUGCAACUUGCUCAAACGCGGCUGAGCGACACUGAACUACAAAACAGACAAACACGCACUCUCCUGGAAACCGCACACGCUUUGCUUCACCGCUACAAGUCCGUCCAUCACAACCUCAGUGUGGAGUUGGUGUCUGUGGGCGGAGUGAUGGAGGACAGUCAGCUGCUGCUGGAUGACAUCAUCUUUCUGACGGAGGAGGUCACCAACACCAGCAAGCAGGUGGAGUCAAUAGCGUAUGUUAUAAGCAUAGAUGAACCCCUGGGUGCAGCAGGUGAAGUCAUUAGCGUAUGUUAUAAGCAUAGAUGA